Molecule: messenger RNA, 757 nt
Organism: Tinamus guttatus (white-throated tinamou)
Lineage: Eukaryota; Metazoa; Chordata; Aves; Tinamiformes; Tinamidae
Source: RefSeq, a predicted model, not a curated record
UAUUUGGCACUCUUUACCCUGCAUAUUAUUCUUACAAAGCCGUGAAAUCCAAGGACAUCAAAGAAUAUGUCAAAUGGAUGAUGUACUGGAUUAUAUUUGCACUCUUCACAACAGCAGAGACGUUCACAGAUAUCUUUCUUUGCUGGUUUCCAUUUUACUAUGAACUCAAAAUAGCUUUUGUAGCUUGGCUGCUCUCUCCAUACACAAAAGGUUCCAGCCUCCUGUAUAGAAAAUUUGUUCACCCAACACUAUCUUCAAAAGAAAAGGAGAUUGACGACUGCCUGGUCCAGGCGAAGGAUCGGAGCUACGAUGCCCUCGUGCACUUUGGGAAGCGGGGGCUGAACGUCGCGGCCACGGCCGCCGUCAUGGCAGCCUCCAAGGGACAAGGGGCUCUGUCCGAGAGACUAAGGAGCUUUAGCAUGCAGGACCUCUCGACGAUUCGUGGAGACAGCAGCAGCUCUGUUCCUCCCUCGGUCACUGUCCGAACAAGUAGCAAACAGAGCCAGGCAAAAGCAUCCAGAAGUGCAUCGGAAGGCACUGGCAGCUCAGGCACCGCCUAGGACCCUUAGAUCUCGCUUCAGGAAGAAAAGUACCUCGUCCUCCGCCACUGAAACAAUGUGAGUGCAAUGAGCCAAUAGCACCAAGAUCCACAGAAUGUCUCUCUUCUGCCUUAAAGAGCUACGUGUUAACGAUGUAGAAAGCAGCAGCGGGAUGGAUGUGCUUCGCUGCGCAGCGCUGUAGACAUGGCCUCUCGCCC